Molecule: messenger RNA, 1659 nt
Organism: Macrobrachium nipponense
Lineage: Eukaryota; Metazoa; Arthropoda; Malacostraca; Decapoda; Palaemonidae
Product: integumentary mucin C.1-like
Exons: 3
Coding region: 227-1435 (402 amino acids)
Source: RefSeq, a predicted model, not a curated record
AAGAAGUGAAUUGAAAAAGAAAACCGACUGGAAGAGUAAAGGCAAAAAGAACAUCAAUGGUCCAAAAAACGUAAAUCCUCCUUUGAAUAAAACCGACAAUAAACCAAAGGCUGCAAAAUCAUCUAAAAAGGAAAGCAAAAACCCAAGCCUGAAAUACGUUGGAAAUAACCAGUAUGACAAGGAAAAUGGAAAUAAGAAACAGAAAAAUAAGGCAGAGAAAGAGAAAAUGAAGUCGAGAAAGAUAAACAAAAAGGGCAAUAAAGUUAAACAAGAUAAGGGUGAGAUAGGGGAACGCAAGCAAACUAAAUUAGUAAAGCCUACCAAGAGGCCUAAGAAAUUGGAGGCUGGGACAAGAAAGAAGGACACAAAGCCAAAGAGACGAAAUUGCAAGAAAACCUCGAAGAAGUGUAGUAAAGUAGAUGGCACGUGCGUGAAAUUAGGCAAAUGCAAGACGGAAGCUAUGGCAGGCUUGUGUAAGGGAGCAUCGUGCGAGUGUUGCGUAUCAAGUUGCUACACAAAACUUAAAAGAAAAUGUCAGAAACAAGGAGGUACGUGCAAAAAAAAUUGCGAGAGUAAUGAAAAGAUAGUGAAGAAAGGCUGCAAGGGCAACAAAUGCGUCUGCUGCGUAAAGAAAGAAAAGUGCGCGAUAAAGAAGUGCGAGGGAGGUAAAGGAAAGUGCGUCGCCAAGAAGAGCAAAUGCAAGGGCGAAAUAAUCAAAGGGAAACAAUGCAGAGACAAAAACCCUAAAAAUGGAAAGAUUGGAAAGUGUCACUGCUGUAUUCCUUCAACACCAGUAACUACUCAAAUCCCCACAACAGUGACUUCCAAAGCGCCCAUUGUGACAACUAUUUCGACAACAAAAAUUCCACCAACUCAGCUGACAGACUCUACGUCAUCACAACCUACUGGAACAACCAGCCGUCCUAUCACCACCACAACCUUGCCAGUAACUACGGCAAUGUCCUCCCCUGCAACAACUACAGCAGCGCCAGCAACUUCAACUGUUUCUCUGAGCCCACCUACAAGUACUGCACCUACAACGCAGCCGUCAGCUUCCUCGGCAGAAUCUACCACAGAAGCAGCAGAGCCCACCACUGUCUUGACUUCUACCUUAGCAGCCACUACUACGAAAAUAGGCGAACCCACAACUACAACUGCAGCACCAACAACUACAGCAGCUCUGACUACCAGUACAAACCCAGAGACAACUUCAACAGGAACAAUUCCUCCAACAACAACAGUUCCACCAACAACGACCACAACAUCAAAACUAAGCACAGUAGCACCAACGACAACCACAACAGUAGCACCAACCACUACCACUGCAGCUACAACAACCACAACAAUUCCACCAACAACUACAAAACCAGAAACAACAACUACGUCUGCAUUAACAACAACCACGGCCUCAGUAACUCCAACAACUUCACGAUGAAAUCAAAGUGGUAUCAUUAUUACAAGAAAACGACAUCGGUGAAGUUGUGAAAGUGGUUUCGUGACAAAUCAGUUGUAAUUUGAUUAGUGAUUUUCUGUAACCUCUUAUUGUUUAAGCAACUAAAUAAUUCCCUUCUCGAGUCCUCUCAUCUAGGUGAGAGAAGAUUCCAUGCACGUAUGCAUUAGAUUUGUAUGAGCAUAAUAAACUUGGCUAACGCCACACCA